Molecule: messenger RNA, 1581 nt
Organism: Mycena indigotica
Lineage: Eukaryota; Fungi; Basidiomycota; Agaricomycetes; Agaricales; Mycenaceae
Exons: 12
Coding region: 1-1581 (526 amino acids)
Molecular function (GO): monooxygenase activity; iron ion binding; oxidoreductase activity, acting on paired donors, with incorporation or reduction of molecular oxygen
Source: RefSeq, a predicted model, not a curated record
AUGAUCACCCAGAUACUCCUCCCCGUCACCGCGACCCUCGUGGCAUACCUCCUCUACCAUGCCCUGCAAAUCCUCUACAACAAUCUGACCUCGCCAUUGCGUAACAUCCUGUCCGGCCCACCAAACCCAAACCUGCUCAUUGGCAACUUCAAGGAGAUGGCGGAGGAUGCGCGUCUCUCGAGCCGAUGGCGGGAAGAGUAUGGGAAGAACUUCAUCUUUCAUGGACUGUUCAGUAUUUCCGAGCUGCAUACGUCUGACCUCAAGGCGCUCAACCACAUCAUGUCCCAUGCUGAAAUUUACCAGCGAGCCACCGCCAACCGGGACAAUUCUCGUCGUUUAAUGGGCGAAGUGUCCCGCAAAUACGAGCCGCAACGGAGAUUUUUGUGGACAAAGCAAUUCAGUUGCGCGAUAUCUGGGCGGCCGAGAUUGCGCAGCAAGAUGGAAAGGGAAAGGGGGGGUGUGGUCGAGGUGUUUUCGGGUCUUCGCAAGAUGACACUGGACGUUAUUGGUCGCGCAGGAUUUGGCUAUGAAUUCAACGCGCUAGAGCCCGGGGGACAGUACAACGAGCUUAACCAGGUCUUCACGGACCUGUUCCACUCACCCAAGUCGAAUUUGUAUGGGCUUAUACGGCUGGCACAGGGACAUAUUCCGAUUUUGAAGCUCCUCCCACUUCCCGGAAUACAAGUGACGCAUUCCGCCCGCACGCGCAUGGACACGAUCGGGAGGCAAAUAAUCAAGGAGAGCAAGGCGCGCCUCCUCACGGACCAGCAAAACCAGGAGGACAAGAUCAAGGCGUUGGGGGGGCGGCGCGAUUUGCUUUCGAUCCUGCUCAAGUCGAAUAUGUCGCCGGGGCUUCCGGAAAGCCAGCGGUUGAGCGAGGCGGAAAUAAUUUCGCAAAUUCCUGCAUUUUUUGUAGCUGGACACGAAACUACGAGUGCUGCGACAGCAUGGGCUUUACAUGUUUUAUCUAUGGACAAGCCGGUGCAAGACAGGCUCCGCGACGAGGUUGCUGCGGUUGGCACCGACAACCCUACUUUCGAGGAAGUCAACGGGCUUCCGUUCCUGGAGAAAGUGCUCCGCGAGACUCUGCGGCUCUAUGCGCCAGUCAUGUUCAUGCAGCGCAAGGCUAUGGCCGACGAUGUGCUGCCGUUGGCGAAACCGGUGGUGGAUAGCAACGGGCGAGAACACUGGAAUUUACCCAUUCGGAAGGGCCAGAUGAUCCAUAUUCCGAUGUGGGCGGUGAAUACGGCGACGGACACUUGGGGCGAAGAUGCGCUUGAGUUCAAACCUGACCGCUGGGAUAAUAUCCCUGAAGCAGCGAGUGCCGUCCCCGGCGUCUGGGGAAACCUCUUCACCUUCUUCGCGGGCCCACACAACUGCAUCGGCUUCCGCUUCUCCAUUGCUGAGUUGAAGAUUAUCCUCUUCACGUUGAUUCGCGCUUUUGAAGUUAGCCCUGCAUUGCCUGAGGGCGGGAUAGGGCCGGUGACUGCAGGAGUUAUGCAGCGACCUGCUGUUUUGGCGGAGCAACACAAGGGCUCGGGGCUACCGCUUGUUUUAAGGCCAAUACAGACCAUCCUUUGA